UAAAAAGCCUGUCCAGAUCAGUACAGUGAAUGCAGGAACUGAACUGAAGACUCCAAUCAGUGAAGCUAUGCCUUUGAAGCAGAUGAAGUCUGUUAACAGAACAAAGUCUGCAGAGUUCCGUGAAGAAGUGGAUAACAAUAUCGAACAGAAGUCUUUAUCCAGGCUCUCUGACAAACCUGAUCCUGAUGUCCCUGGGACUACAAUAGAAGGCAAUGACAGUACCUCUGUUGUUAAGAAAAUAACUCAAGACCAAGAAAAAACUAAAUGUGACAGUGAAUAUAAAACUGUCCAUCUUCAGCCUCCCUGUGAGGACUCAGAUGAAGAAAGAUGGGUACGACAAGUUGCAACACAGUAUUCAUAUCUUAACCAGUACCUCAGAGAAAGAUCAAAGGAGAUGAUGAGAGAAGGUAUUGAAAGCUCUGACUCUGAUACAUCUGAUGAAGAACCAUUACCUAAUACCUCUGGAGGAAGAACACACUCAAUGCAGAAAAUGACUGAGGAAAAGAAGAAAUGUGAUGGAAUAGAUGCACGUGUGCAUUCAAGAAUUCCUUUGGUCAGGAGGAAGGAGGACGUGAAGGAGCAAGCUGAUUGGCACCACACACAACUGAAUGAAGCCUUCAGAAAUUAUAUAAAGGAAUUAAUAAAGGAGGAAUUGGCUACAGGGUAUGCAAAGAUGAGGAAACUCCUCAUAAAGGAUCUAGAGGAAAUUAGGGGAACACUCAAGAAGGAAUUAAGACAAAUAUUUGUGGAGAAGACGGCCCUGCUGCAAGAGCAGGAGCACUGGAAUCUGCAGUACCUGCAGCUGAAGGAACUCUUUAGAAGGGACUUAAAAGAGAUGGUUCGGCAACAGGUUAAAAAUUCCAAAAUUAUCAUUUGUCCUAAAGAAGAGCCACUACCUGGUGCCUCUAAAGGAACUGCAGACUACCAGAGAACAUCUCUGGAACAAAGAAAAAAGAAAAAACAUGGAGGUGACCAUGACAGUGCCCCUUCACAUUCAGAAAAGCCCUCAGUGCAAACUGAAGAGGAAGUCAUUGAUGGGCAGAGUGAUUCCCGCUGUAUGCCUCUAAAGGAACUCAUUAAAGACGAUUUAAAAGAAGCACUUUGUGAAACACUUGAAAAAUAUAAAUGUGAUACAUGUAUGAAGAAAGAACUACCUCAUAUCCUUCAUGGAAGAAAACAACUACGGAAAAUAUCUACAGGACAAGAGCUAAGGAAGAAAUAUGACAGUGAGUUCUUAUAUUCAGAGCAGCCUGCUACCAAGAGAGUGAAGGAAAUGGAGCAUGAGCACAGUGAAUUGCAGCACGUGCAUCUUAAGGAACUCAUUAAAAAAGAUUUAAAGGUGAAAAUUUGUGAUGUGCUUGGAAAAUACAAAAAUGUUUGCCCCGAGAAAGAAGGACUACCUCGUGUCUCUAUGGGGAAAACAAGAUUAAAGAAAAUCACUGAAGAACAAGAAAAGGAGAAGUGCAAUGCUGAAUAUGCAUCUUUAUGGGAAAGGCCUUCUGUGAAAACUGAUGAGGUGACAAUAGACCAGCAGAAUUCACUACAGUACAAACACCUUAAAGCAUACAUCAGAGAAAAUGUAAAGGAGAUGGUUCAUGACCAACUUGAAAAUGCUGACCUUAUUAUUCAUCUUAAGGAAGAGCCUGCACCUGAUGACUCUAGAAGAGAAAUAUCCACAAAGGUUAAAGAAAAGAAGUCAGGGUAUCUGUAUGUACCCCAUUUCAACCCUUUUGAGCACAGAAUUGCUGCACUGCGGGCUACCGCACACGUUGAACCAGCUCCUGCUGCCUGCCCUGGUGAUGCAGGUGACUUGGGUGACAUGGACAACGCUUUCAAGGCUCAAUUGGCCUGUCCAGUUGCUUUGGCUGCCAGCACUGAGCACCAAAGAUGGCAACCGCACACUGACCCUGAGCUUGCUCCUGGUCACCGCCCUGGUGACACCAGGGACCCUCCUCACAAUGCUGACCUGGCUCUUGACAAGCUCAGUAUUGAUCUAGAAUCUGCUACUCUCUGUGGUCCCAGUGACACUAAGGAUACUGCUAAUGACGCUGACCUAGCUUUUCACACUGCACAUCCAACUGGCCACUUCAGACCAAGCAGGAGCACCAACAACAGGCUCUCUGACAAACCUGAUCCUGAUGUCCCUGGGACUACAAUAGAAGACAAUGACAGUACCUCUGUUGUUAAGAAAAUGACUGAGGAAAAGAAGAAAUGUGAUGGAAUAGAUGCACGUGUGCAUUCAAGAAUUCCUUUGGUCAGGAGGAAGGAGGACGUGAAGGAGCAAGCUGAUUGGCACCACACACAACUGAAUGAAGCCCUCAGAAAUUAUAUAAAGGAAUUAAUAAAGGAGGAAUUGGCUACAGGGUAUGCAAAGAUGAGGAAACUCCUCAUAAAGGAUCUAGAGGAAAUUAGGGGAACACUCAAGAAGGAAUUAAGACAAGUAUUUGUGGAGAAGACGGCCCUGCUGCAAGAGCAGGAGCACUGGAAUCUGCAGUACCUGCAGCUGAAGGAACUCUUUAGAAGGGACUUAAAAGAGAUGGUUCGGCAACAGGUUAAAAAUUCCAAAAUUACCAUUUGUCCUAAAGAAGAGCCACUACCUGGUGCCUCUAAAGGAACUGCAGACUACCAGGAAACCAAGCAAAUGAACCUUCUAUCUCUCCUCCUGCAGAGAACAUCUCUGGAACAAAGAAAAAAGAAAAAACAUGGAGGUGACCAUGACAGUGCCCCUUCACAUUCAGAAAAGCCCUCAGUGCAAACUGAAGAAGAAGUCAUUGAUGGGCAGAGUGAUUCCCGCUGUAUGCCUCUAAAGGAACUCAUUAAACACGAUUUAAAAGAAGCACUUUGUGAAAUACUUGAAAAAUAUAAAUGUGAUACAUGUAUGAAGAAAGAACUACCUCAUAUCCUUCAUGGAAGAAAACAACUACGGAAAAUAUCUACAGGACAAGAGCUAAGGAAGAAAUAUGACAGUGAGUUCUUAUAUUCAGAGCAGCCUGCUACCAAGAGAGUGAAGGAAAUGGAGCAUGAGCACAGUGAAUUGCAGCACGUGCAUCUUAAGGAACUCAUUAAAAAAGAUUUAAAGUAUAUUUCAUGUGAGGGCAAAGAUGCAUCUGCAAGCCCAAGUCCACAGUGCUGCAGUCCAGAGAGCAGAACCCCAGCUUUGUACAGGUCCCCCAACUCCUUCACACCCUCGGCCCCAGAUGCAUCCUUCUACCUGAUCUUCAAAGGUUUAAGUGAAAACAAAUUAGACCGUGACUACAACAACAGACAUUAA
Molecule: messenger RNA, 3271 nt
Organism: Peromyscus californicus insignis
Lineage: Eukaryota; Metazoa; Chordata; Mammalia; Rodentia; Cricetidae
Exons: 16
Coding region: 68-3271 (1067 amino acids)
Source: RefSeq, a predicted model, not a curated record